This is a messenger RNA of Bolinopsis microptera, 2162 nucleotides long. Its product is annotated as STAM-binding protein-like. Gene Ontology annotation, molecular function: metal-dependent deubiquitinase activity; K63-linked deubiquitinase activity; protein binding. NCBI's taxonomy places the organism in Eukaryota, Metazoa, Ctenophora, Tentaculata, Lobata, Bolinopsidae. The transcript has 10 exons. The record is from RefSeq and is a predicted model, not a curated record. Bases 2 to 1444 code for a protein of 480 amino acids. Gene Ontology annotation, cellular component: endosome; membrane. Gene Ontology annotation, biological process: protein K63-linked deubiquitination.
CAUGGAGAAUAGUGAUCUCCCUAAAGCAUGGAGUAUAGACCCACGAGAACGAAUUAAGGCACUGAGCGAGCUCGCCUCAGGUAGUGUCAGCAUCAAUCAUGGCAUUCCUAUCAAGAGAUAUUACCGCUCAGGGGUGGAGCUCGAAAGAAUGGCAAAAGUGUAUGAGGACGAAAAGAAUCUGGAAAAAGGAUUCUUCUUGUACAUGAAAUACACAACAUUGUUUGUGGAGUGUCUACCAAAACAUCCCGAAUACAAAAGCCCACAAACUUCAAAUGAACGAAAAAUUGUCCGGGGUAAGCUGAAGACAAUAUUUGAUAGAGCUGAGAUCAUCAAGAAUAACCUUACCAUAAUUUAUGCGGGACAGCAUAAGAAAUGGAUUGUGGAGGAACAGAUUAGGCAAGCAGAGGCAGAACAAAAGAGGUUACAAAAAGAAGCACAAUUAGAAAAAGAGGCAGUUGCCGCAAAGCGAGCCGAGAUGGUGCGCCGUGAAACAGAACUAGCGCUCGAGUUGGAACAAAUUGAGAAACAAUUGGAAGAAACUCGAACUAUUGCCGUCAAAGCUAGUGAAAAACCCAUUGUUAUUCCUCCACCAAUGCAGAGGCAGCCCACCUACCCAAGCCUCCAAACAGCAGAGCCUUCACGUCCUGCACCUAGUAAUAACAACAGUGCUAGCAUUAUCAGCUUUAACGAAGCAUACAACAAUGCAAUAAGCCCUGCAGCUUCAGCACCUCUUAUCCUGCCCCCUCUGGAGUUACAGCACACUUUACCGCCCAGUGCGCCAAUACAGAUUAUAAGCGACACUGGUCCUUUCCCUUCAGUUGAUAGGUCGACAAAACCUGCUGUGCCUCAAAUUGACAGGUCCACGAAACCAGCCGCCCUAGCAGCUAGCGAUAUGUUCGCAGACAUGAUGAAGGAGGAUUCACAGCGCGAAGUUAUUGUGCCCACCUCGCUACCUGACAAAUUCCUGUCGGUCUGUCUUGACAAUACGCAGAAAAACAUUGAGACUUGUGGCAUUCUGGCUGCUAAACUGACAGCUAAUAAUUUUACAAUAACGCACGUGAUCUUACCAAAACAGCACGGAACACCUGACUCUUGUCAAACGCUUGCGGAGGAGGAACUGUUCGAGUAUCAGGACAAACUAGAUCUUAUAACUGUCGGAUGGAUACAUACUCACCCGACUCAAUCAGCAUUCCUUUCGAGUGUAGAUCUACACACACAUUGUUCUUAUCAGCUGAUGUUAAAGGAGGCUAUAGCUAUCGUGUGUGCGCCUAAACACAACAGUACAGGAAUAUUUUCACUGACGGACCCACACGGAAUGGAAUCUGUUAGCAGGUGUACAAAAUCAGGCUUUCAUCCCCACCCCACUAUCCCUGCAUUGUUCGAGGACUGUAAACACGUGAGAAUGGACAACAGUUUAACGGCUCAAGUUAUCGACCUUAGAUAAAAUAACAUGUAGUGUCACAGAGAUGUAUACUAUACUAUACAGAGAUGUAUACUAUACGAUAGAGGUAUACAAAGAGUAAAAUUGUUGAGCUAGCCAAGUUGAUUCUUGAUCGUGAACUGUCGCUGAGGUUUCAGUGUUACUAUAAAUCGUUUUGCGGUAAAAAAAGGGGCCGGUAUUUGCUAUUUAGAGGUAGCAUUUUGUGAUUGUGCGUUAUAAUUUCAACUUUUUUGCCAUUUCAAAUCACUUCAGUUAUUUGCCGAAUUUUCUAACAGAUCUUUCGUAGAAUUGUGAUUUAGUACGCAGUGUAAUUGUCUGUUUUAUGACACUUUUUUUCUUUUCAUAAAAGUAUGUGCUUUUGAUAUAUCUACAAAGAUUUGUCUUGGAUCUUGGAUCUCUUGAAACGUCUUUUGUGAUUUACUAUGUGAAUAUAAUAUAUUGAUAUUUUGGUAGGUUUUCUGAAAUAAAUCAGAAUAAGAGAAAUGCUUAUCAGAAAAGAGAUUAAAAAACGUGCUUUAUGAUGUAUGAACAUCUAAUGUGAAUAAUAAUUGUGAUUUAACUUUAUACGAUCUUUUACAUCUUCCAAAAACGAUCUUUAUACGGUUUGGGUUGUUGUUUUUUCUAAGGUGAUCAGACUUCAGUUUUAGAUUUACCUUUUAUCUAAAUUAUUGAAUAAUAAAAUUUGAUUAUUAUGUAGAAUUGUAGUUUAACUUUGCCGUGU